Molecule: messenger RNA, 916 nt
Organism: Stegodyphus dumicola
Lineage: Eukaryota; Metazoa; Arthropoda; Arachnida; Araneae; Eresidae
Gene: viaf
Product: viral IAP-associated factor
Biological process (GO): protein folding
Cellular component (GO): cytoplasm
Source: RefSeq, a predicted model, not a curated record
AAUUGAGAGUAAAUUGAAGAGAGAAGAAGAUUAUUCAAUGCGCAGAAAACCGAGCAGACUACAAGUAAUUCCUUUUCGGGAACCGUUCAACUGGAAAGAAGCACGAGCAACGGUAUAUUGGAGUGAUUGCACGAACUUUAAAAAACUCAUAAUGCAGGAUCCAAAUGCAGAUACAGAAUGGAAUGAUGCUUUAAGGCGUCAUGGAAUAAUACCACCCAAGGAAAAAGAAUUUACUGAAGAUGAAAUUGUGAAUCUUGUUGAAAAUACAAUUCAAGAAAAGAUGCGGGAGGAUGGUAAUAAGAAACUUGAAGAUAUGUCUCUUGAUGAACUUGACUUUAUUGAAGAUGAAGAGGAUGAAAGAGUCUUAUUAGAAUACAGGAAGAAGAGGUUAGCUGAAAUGAAAGAACAGGCAGCAAAAGAGAGAUUUGGGGAAGUGAGAGACAUAUCUGCUGCAGAUUAUGUAGAGCAAGUGAAUAAAGCUGGGGCUGGUGUUUGGGUCGUCUUACAUCUGUAUAAACCUGCAAUACCUUUAUGCACAAUGAUUAACAAUUAUUUGCACAUACUAUCAAAGAAAUUUCCAUCUGUGAAAUUCCUUCGUAGUAUUUCAGACACUUGCAUUGAAAAUUAUCCAGACAGAAAUCUCCCAUCAGUUUUUAUUUAUUAUGAAGGUCAGUUGAAGGAAAAAUUCAUUGGUCCAGAAGCUUUUGGAAAUCUCAACUUUAAAGCUGAUGAGUUUGAAUGGAUGUUAUCUGAAGUUGGUGUUUUAAAGACUGAUCUGGAAUGUAAUCCUAGGAAAAAAGUUCAAGAUGUGCUUUUGUCUUCCUUGAGAGGUUAUUCAGAUAAUGAUGAUUGGUAGCACAAAAAGAAAUGUUUUUAAAUUAUGUUUAAAUUUUUAAUAAAAUUUAUGUUGUUUCAA